CAAAAACGAUCAGAACCUGUGAUCAACCCCUUCCACCGGCUCUGGUAUAAACGUUGGCAUAUUGGUUGGCCAGCUCCACCUUUCCCUUCCUUUGCUUCUUCACCUACUCACCGAGCAUGACCUGGUCAGAUGUACCAAUCUCGAUAGACCCGAUCAUUACUGACAACGUUUUCAUUGGAAAUCUCUCUGCCGCUCUAUCGACCGAUGUACGCAAGAAAUUUGGAAUAACACACAUUCUUUCAGUUUGCACCGAGUAUUCCUCCACAGACCAUAACCACCUCACUAUACCGGUCCAAGACUCGGAAUACGAAGAUCUCCUUAUACAUCUACCUCAGGGAUGCAGUUUCAUUCAAUCCGCUUUGGACCAAGGGGGAAAGGUCCUAGUUCAUUGCGCCAUGGGCGUCUCAAGAAGCCCCACUGUUGUCUGCGCUUACCUGAUGUCCACCCAACGGCUGUCUGCUCAUAGAGCAAUACAAUACGUACGAAAACGUCGACCAAAGAUCCACCCUAAUUAUGGAUUCAUGAAGCAGUUGAUUGCUUUCGGCGAGUGCCGUUACAAGCCCUCACGCACAAACAGCGAGUACAUCGCCUGGAAGCGCAGGCAAAGGCGUGAAGUAUCUAAAUACCUCGACCUGAUCGCCGACACCGUACCCGUGAUACCAGAUCAAUUAUACCUUAGUAGUGACUUCCCAGGAGAUCCUGAUGCUGCCGAAUCACUUCUCUUGGACUUGGGCAUGACACAUGUGCUUUCCAUCUCAUCUGCCCAGCUACCGAAGCCAGAUCUUCCUCUGUUCAAUCACUGUUUUAUUGAUAUCCCAAAUAAUGGUCGCGAAGCUUUGUUGCUUGAGCUUCCGACAGCAUGUAAAUUUAUUGGUGAUGCCAUUACCGGCGGUGGCCAGGUGCUUGUUCAGUGCCGCGUCGAGCUCAGAGCUUGUAUAGUAGUUUGUGCCUAUUUUAUGUUCACGCGUCAUGUAUCACCACGUCAAGCACUUGGACUUCUUGAAUCUGCGCUUCCACUGUAUAACGCGACAGACAAUUUCUACCGCCAUCUAGACCUUUUUGCAGCAUGCAAUUACGUCCCAACGCCUAACAACCCCCUUGUCCAAGCAUGGAUCUCAGGAGGCACGCAGGCUGGUAAGCCCUCCUUAAAAAAGAAAUCUGCCACCAAGACCAACACCGCUACACUGUCGCUUGCGACCACGACGACGACGCUUGCGACAGAGCCUAAAGUGUUCGAUUUAGCAGCGCUCAGCGAGGUGCUGGCACGGUUUCAGUCGACUUCGACGAGUGUGGGUGCUGCACGCGCAUAAUUCAUCAGCGCGCGCUGAUACUCUCGAAUUUACUGUUCGACAUGCUCGCUCAUUUCAUUAUACCCCUCUUUUAGUCCAUGAACAGUGCAUCUUGAUAAUCUCGUAUAUCAGUGUCUAUGCCUAAAUUGCGAAUCCAGUGUAUGUAAAACCCGAGGCCACAUAUAUCAUGAUCUAGCAUUUACAUGUACCAGUACAAAGCUGAGCACAAGACCUUCUACACUUCCUUCCUUGGUGUUGCGCGCGCGUCUGCACUCCUGCGCACUACUCACGCACCCUUCUUAUGUGAUACCUUCCUACUCCUCCCCGAACAUCCCUCUGCACCGUCCUGCAACAUCUCCCAGGCCCUUCGCAUGCUUCACUAGCCAUCACACCAUCCCUUGCCUUUCCCAAACCUCCAUACAACCACAAACUAACCGCAUCCC
Messenger RNA from Suillus clintonianus, 1732 nucleotides. RefSeq names its product protein-tyrosine phosphatase-like protein. Bases 117 to 1310 code for a protein of 397 amino acids. Gene Ontology annotation, biological process: protein dephosphorylation. Lineage: Eukaryota; Fungi; Basidiomycota; Agaricomycetes; Boletales; Suillaceae. The record is from RefSeq and is a predicted model, not a curated record. Gene Ontology annotation, molecular function: protein tyrosine/serine/threonine phosphatase activity. The transcript is spliced from 7 exons.